Molecule: messenger RNA, 340 nt
Organism: Priapulus caudatus
Lineage: Eukaryota; Metazoa; Priapulida; Priapulimorpha; Priapulimorphida; Priapulidae
Product: ras-related protein Rab-2-like
Cellular component (GO): Golgi apparatus
Molecular function (GO): GTP binding; GTPase activity
Source: RefSeq, a predicted model, not a curated record
AGGAACGUCAUUUGCCAGCAAAACAAAUCUACGUUACCCAGUUUUACUAGUGUGAUUGAUAUCUACCCCAAAUGUCGUACGCAUACCUUUUCAAGUACAUUAUUAUAGGGGAUACAGGCGUGGGGAAAUCAUGCCUGCUUCUACAAUUUACAGACAAGCGGUUUCAGCCAGUGCAUGAUCUUACCAUAGGGGUAGAAUUUGGUGCUAGGAUGAUAACUAUUGAUGGCAAGCAGAUCAAACUACAGAUAUGGGACACCGCCGGUCAAGAGUCGUUCAGGUCCAUCACACGUUCGUACUACAGGGGAGCAGCAGGCGCUCUGCUUGUCUACGACAUCACAAG